GAGAAUAUGCGUAUCUUCAGAGUCGUCGUCACCAUUCAAACGAGGCCCUUUGGAAUCAAUACUCACACUUUUGUUUCCUCUUCUUCUUCCUCCCUAGAACCGAAAGAGUUAUCGUCUUCUGUCCGAAAGAAUGCUGUCUGCCAUGGCGGUUCCGAUUAACGGGUUUUCUUUAAACCUUCAGAAACCAAACCUUAUUGCUGUCUUGAGGAGCAGAGUUUUGUAUAGUGCUGCAGAAAGCUUAUCGUUCUCGCGUCUCGUCAAGUCUUCUUCUUACAGGAUCAGAGUAAGAAGCUUUCAGAAAGAAAAUGUAGGAAAGAAUGAGUCUGAAGAUAGUGAAGAUCGUAAGAGCCAAGGCACAAGAAUUUCUGAAAAGAAGAGAGUCUCAUUCAUAGCAAAGUUAGGGAUUGGGUUAGGAUUGGCUCUGACUAUUACAGUAAUUUGUGUAACCUUGAAAGGAUCUGCUACUGCUAGUGGUGGUUCACCUUUUGAGGUUAAGAGUCUAGCCAAAGCUUCAUCAUCUUCAGUUGGUUUUACAUUCAAUGCGUUUGGAAACAGAUUCGUAAUUCCAGCAAAUGCACCCGGGUGGGUUUACUUUUGGUUGCUAAUGGCGGCUGGAUUCGGGCUUUUUAUUAGCGAAGAGGCGCUAAAUAUUUGGGUUGGGAUAACAUUGGCUCGAAUGUUAACUCUGGAUGGGACGUGGCAAUCUUUUGCUGAGUCUUUCUCUCGGAAUGCUCCUUAUAUAUUGUCUACUGUGUCUUGGGUUUACUGGGGAGUUUGUAUAAGCGACAUGAUACCCUUUUACCUAGGGAAGCUCUUCAGACAAAGUGGAGCAUCAGAUGAUGUUUGUUCAAAGCUGGGCAUAGGUAAAGAGAAAGCGCUGAGCAUUACCCAGGCCGUCCAAAAAUAUGGAAACCUCUCGGGUUUCGUGGAAAGAUUUUCGCUGGGUGUGAGGAAUCCUACAGCAUUCUUUGCCGGAGCACUUGGAAUAUCUCCAGAAUGUUUCUUUGCAGGAGUUUGCUGCGGUGGUUUGAUUACUCUUCCAGUUCAGCUUGUGAUUGGAUUUCUUCUUCGAGAACGCCCUAUGUUUGCUGUUGCUACUGUAGCAACUGUUGUGUUCCAAUUUUACGUGCAGGGAAUAUGGACAAUCUUCCCUUACAUGGUCGCUGCUGCCACGGCUUUGUACCUCUACAUUCGCAGGCGCUAGCUACUCACCUAAGACUUAGUUAAAGUAUUAAUGCAUAGAAAGAAAGAUGUAAGAUCUCAUCAACAGUGCAUAUACACUACUACUCAGCAAGCCAAAACGUAUGUAUGGGUUAUAAUACCCUUCUAGUGUAGUAAUAUCUUCAAACAAGAUUCACUUAAAACUAACUUGUUCCCAGAACAAACUGUUGUCUUUCUAAAUCAAUAUACAAAUA
This is a messenger RNA of Eruca vesicaria subsp. sativa (arugula), 1415 nucleotides long. The record is from the annotation of a GenBank genome assembly. Lineage: Eukaryota; Viridiplantae; Streptophyta; Magnoliopsida; Brassicales; Brassicaceae.